This is a messenger RNA of Oxyura jamaicensis (ruddy duck), 405 nucleotides long. RefSeq names its product cytosolic beta-glucosidase-like. Gene Ontology annotation, molecular function: hydrolase activity, hydrolyzing O-glycosyl compounds. The coding region runs from base 1 to 405 and encodes 134 amino acids. Gene Ontology annotation, biological process: carbohydrate metabolic process. Lineage: Eukaryota; Metazoa; Chordata; Aves; Anseriformes; Anatidae. The transcript is spliced from 4 exons. The record is from RefSeq and is a predicted model, not a curated record.
AUGGACAGGCCAAUUGUUUUGCUGGUGCUAGAGGAUAUUGCUUUUCCAGCUGGAUUUACUUGGGGUGCAGCUACAGCGGCAUAUCAAAUUGAAGAAGGUUGGAAUGCAUAUGGAAAGGGCCCUAAUGUCUGGGACACAUUCACCCAUCAGGGAGGAGAUCGAGUUUUCAAGAACCAGACUGGUGAUGUAGCUUGUGGCAGCUACACUCUGUGGGAGGAAGAUUUGAAAUGUAUCAAACAGCUUGGAUUGACUCAUUAUCGCUUUUCUCUUUCCUGGUCACGUCUGUUACCUGAUGGGACGACAGGUUUCAUCAACCAGAAAGAUCGUUGUGAAAAGGGCAUAGCCCCAGUUGCAACAACACCUGGUACCAGAGCUUCCAAGGCAGCUGUCCUUUACCUUAGAUAG